This is a messenger RNA of Lactuca saligna, 561 nucleotides long. The record is from the annotation of a GenBank genome assembly. NCBI's taxonomy places the organism in Eukaryota, Viridiplantae, Streptophyta, Magnoliopsida, Asterales, Asteraceae.
AUGGCAUCCUCACCCACUACAUCCACAAUUUCGAUAGCAUCCAUCCCUCCUCUACCACCAACAAGUUCUGUUGGAAUUUCUCUUCCUCAUAUUUCAAUCCAUCUAUCCUCACAUAUCUUUACCGGUUCAACCACUCGUACUACAUCAUUAGUAUCAACUCCACCGGAAGUCAUUGUAAUCGAAUCUGUUUUGGAGGAGAUACAAACUUCAGGCAUCCCUAUUAACCCCUUCAAUCUUAACAUCGGUAGUGAUGAAGACGAAGCUCCCAUGACAAAGGGAUGGUUCAAGUUGCUAACAGAAAUGCUUAACUCACUCUUAGAUCACUCUCGAGUCCUAUUUUCUUCUAAGUGGGAAAAUAUUGUGACUAAUCAUCAAGCAACUGUGGAGAUUCGCACAUUUACAAAUACCAAAGUCAUUGAAGAAUCCACUUGGGCUGCCCAAGUCUCAGACAAGAAAAUAACCGAAGUUGUGGAAAAGGUUCUACUCUUACAAAACGAAGUCAAAGAAUUCAUGGCCGAUUUUAGGACCUCUUUGGAUAAGUGCACAACAGAUAUGAAUUAG